Molecule: messenger RNA, 2369 nt
Organism: Oldenlandia corymbosa var. corymbosa
Lineage: Eukaryota; Viridiplantae; Streptophyta; Magnoliopsida; Gentianales; Rubiaceae
Source: the annotation of a GenBank genome assembly
GGUAAUAUGAGUACCAAAAAUGUAAUAAUUUUGUUAUCUUUCGCGCUCACGCAGAUUUGAACGCACUAAUAAGUCGGCGGUUACUUUUGUCCGAAUCCGAUUUACCCCCCCGUUCCCCAAAAAUAAAAUACAGUACGCCCUAACUUUCACACACAGCUUCAAAAUUUCAAAUUGACGAAGCCGAACGAAUCAGCAAUCUAAUUAAUCAUGAAGCUCAAGAAGCCACUCAAGGAGCUCAAGCUUUCUGUUCCGCCUCAAGAGACCUCCGUCUCCAGCUUUCUGUAUGAUUUUUAAUUUCAAUUUUUUUUUUUAAUUUGCAAGUAAUGAACGUUGUUUGUGGCGGAUUCAAGUGCGAAAGUGUUUUUUUUUUGGUUGCAGGACUGCUAGCGGAACAUUUCACGAUGGUGAUUUACUCUUGAAUACGAAAGGAUUGCGGCUCAUUUCUGAAGAAAAUGAUCCUCCGUUAUCUGAAUUGAAGGAAAUUGACCAAUUUUCAUUGGAAGAUCUUGAGACGGUCAAGGUCAUUGGAAAGGGAAGUGGCGGGGUGGUUCAACUUGCCCGUCACAAAUGGGUUGGCACACUUUUUGCAUUGAAGGUUGGCACAAAGUUACUACUUUUAUUUCCCUGUUAUUUUGUGUAUGCAUGUCGCAUGAGAUUACAUUGCCAUCUUACAUCUCCAGCAUGACCAGAAUGCAAUUAGCGUAUGUCACCCACCAGCUUUUAACUGGUGGUGCAUUGAAGAAUGGAUAUCUUUGCAAUUACUUAAUUGAAAUGUCAAAUUUUAGUCUGUUUCUUGCUGAUACAUAGAGCAGCUGCAUUACCUAGUCUUGCUUGAGAAACUGACGUGUCAGAUAGGGCUAUGUAGUUUUGAAAUAUUUGCUCAAGGUCUCUCUGAGCUUCAUAUCCCUGACUUCUAUGCGAUUUUGCCAUACAAGUUUUCCUUUUUGCCGCCUUAUCCAUUAUCACCUCCUUGUGUUGGCUUACUCUAAGGAUUUUCGAACUUUAAGAGCAUAUUGGAAACAGGUAAUCCAGAUGAACAUACAAGAAGAUAUACGCAAGCAAAUAGUGCAGGAGCUGAAAAUUAAUCAAGCAUCAUUAUGUCCACACAUUGUGGUUUGUUACCAUUCUUUCUACCACAAUGGUGCCAUUUCAUUGGUUCUUGAAUACAUGGACCGUGGUUCUUUGGCUGAUGUUCUCAAACAAGUCAACACACUUCUUGAACCAUACCUAGCAGUUCUGUGUAAGCAGGUUCUACAAGGUCUGGUAUACUUGCACAACGAGGGACACGUAAUUCACAGAGAUCUAAAGCCAUCCAACCUGCUUGUGAACCAAAAAGGGGAUGUAAAAAUUACAGAUUUUGGUGUUAGUGCAAUGCUUGCAACCUCCAUGGGUCAAAGAGAUACAUUUGUUGGAACCUACAAUUACAUGGCUCCUGAAAGAAUCAGUGGCGGUUCCUAUGAUUAUAAAAGUGAUAUCUGGAGUCUAGGCAUGGUGAUUCUUGAAUGUGCUAUUGGACGUUUCCCUUACAUCCAAUGUGAAGAUCAACAGAAUUGGCCAAGCUUUUAUGAGCUUCUGGAAGCAAUCGUGACAGGCCCUCCACCAUCUGCUCCCCCAGAUCAGUUCUCUCCUGAGUUUUGUUCAUUUGUCUCUGCCUGCAUUCAAAGGGAUCCGGCUAAAAGAUCUACAGCACAGGAACUUUUGAAUCAUCCAUUCAUUCAGAAAUUUGAAGACAAGGACAUCAAUCUUGGCAUCCUGGUAGCUAGCUUGGAAGAACCACCUUUAAAUCUGGCAAGAUGAUUAUCGCUGGUAGCUACAUACUCAAUUGUGCUCCGCCUUUUACAAUUCAUCUGCGGUAUAUCAUCUCGACGAAAGCUCGGAUAACUCUACCAGGUUCCGACGAUCAUUGAGUAUAAAACUAUAAGUCGGAUGUGCUAAAAUUGGGUUAUAAAUUCUGAUGCUUGUUAAGGAUUAAUGAUACAAUUAGAUCACCAUUGUCUUGACUGAUCCUGUUUCUGCAAGUUUUACGCGGUUUCGUACCCCCGUCCUCAAAUUCGAAAAUUGAAAAAUACUAGUAAAGAGAAAAUUAUUUUUAAAGGAUUUAAAAAUCCUGUUAUUUACUAUAUGGCCCAUAGCAUCAGCCACAUACGCAUAGAAAGGAAGGAUCUAGGGGCUACGUAUAACGUACCCACAGGAAAAAGAAAUGAUAUAGGUAAGCUACACCAACAUCACAGAAUGGUGACACGUGUGGUUUGGUAGAUGGAAAUGCCUCCUCCAAUCACAUGUAAAAUCUGGCAUGACUAGCAAUACAGUCAGCUUCCCUAUCUUAUUCGUUUCUCCAAAUUAAAUAAUUAAUAACUAAUUUUAUGUAU